CAUAUCUGAGAUUGGAUGAUCAUCCCAAGGAGGCGCAACACAAGGUGGAGCAUCACAACAAGGGGCAUAUGAAGUUGAUCCAGGACGUAAGUAUGGAACCUGUCUGCCUAAAAACAGGAACAAGUGGACGUGCAUCUUCUGCAGGAAAGAAACAAAUGGAGGUGUUUCACGUCUGAAACACCACUUAAUUGGAGACAGCACAAGCGUGAUCAGGUGUCCAACUUGUCCCGAGCAUGUGAGAAUUGAAUUGCGAGACUAUGCAAUCAAAAAAGCUGAGGAAAGAGCAGCUCAGACCAUGCGGUAUGAACCUGUCCUGAAUGAUAUCGAUGGUGAGGAUGUUGAAGGUGAGCCUAAACAGAAAGCUAACUCUAACAAGAGGAAGAAGAGAGGUCCACUGGACAGGUUUGUCACUUCAACUCCUCCUGACAUUUUGAAAGGAAGGAAGGACAUGAAGCGUGUGUUUGGAGCUUGUGACAAAGAGCUAAGGGAGAAGGUGUGCGCUGGAAUAGCUAGGUGGUUCUAUGAUGCGGGUAUUCCGUUCAAUGCUGUCACCUAUGACUCUUUCAAAGAGAUAACAGAGUUCAUUGGACAGUAUGGAAUGGGUUUAAAACCACCUAGUAUGCAUGAGCUCAGAGUGCCUCUCCUUCAGAGGGAAGUCGCAAACAUUCAUACCAUGCUGCUAAAGGGUGCUCUAUCAUGUCAGAUGGAUGGCGGCUCUGUUUUCAUGAAGUCUAAGGAGGUCUCAGAAGUGGUGAAAGAUGCAACAAUGUUGUUCAAGCUGCUUGAUGAGAUGGUUGAAGAAGUUGGUGAGAAGAAUGUGGUUCAAGUGAUCACAGACAAUGCUACUAAUUAUGGAAGUUGCUAG
This is a messenger RNA of Brassica napus (rape), 865 nucleotides long. RefSeq lists its product as uncharacterized. Bases 296 to 865 code for a protein of 189 amino acids. The transcript is spliced from 4 exons. The record is from RefSeq and is a predicted model, not a curated record. NCBI's taxonomy places the organism in Eukaryota, Viridiplantae, Streptophyta, Magnoliopsida, Brassicales, Brassicaceae.